CCAAAUUCAAUGUUCACGACGUCGCAAAAUUGCUAAUAAAUAAAAAUACUUAUGGAAGAAAAUCUAUUCGAUUUUUCUGCACCACCACAAUCUCCUUUUUAGCUAACAACAUCUCCCUUCAUCUAUGUUUAAAUAGACCGGUUUAUUAUACAAAAAUCUCCCAAAAUCAUAUAAAACGCUAAAAUAAGGGGAAAGAAGGAAGGAAGAAGGAAUAGAAGGGAGUUUGUGGAGAAGCGGGGGGAUAUUAAAUUGUGGAAGAAUAACGUUAAAGAUUUGUUGUAUGAAUGAUAUCAAAAAUUAGUAGUGUGAUGAAUCCUUAGCUAUAAACUAAAUUCCCCGAUAAUCAUUUGCUUUAUAAUAUAUAAUAUAUUUUUAAUCUUCUUACCUUUUUUUUCAUAAAUACAUAUUAAUCUCAUACAUUUAUUUUAAUAGAAACAAUGUUUCUCUAGUUUAAUGUUUUACAAAUUUAAUUUUAAGCGUGUUUUUGUAUUUGUUUAUAUUCAAGUUUGUAAUGUUUUUGUAGGACUAAUGUUUUUGUUUGGUUUUUAUUUGUUAAAGUUUGUAAUGUUUAACUUGUUGUUGGUUUUCAUGUUUAUUGUAGUUUGUUGUAUGUUUUGUUCGUUUUACUCGAAUAAAUUGUUCACUGUUUGUUUGUUUUUAUGUUUAUGUUUUGUUCGUUCAAUUUUAUAAAAUUUUUGUCUGUUUUCAAGUUUGUGUUUUGUUCGUUUCACUUUGUUUUUGUUGUUGUGUUUGUAAUGUUUAAUUCAUGUUUGUUUCUUAAGUUUGUAAGUUCAUUAUUAUUAAAAUGUUUUUGUCUUCAAGUUUGUUUUGUUGGAUUAUUACAAUGUUUUUUGUUUGUUUCAUUGUUCUAUUAUUCUUGUUUUAACUAAAGUUUGUUUUAAUUUGUUCAAGUUGGUUUUAAAUUAAAUGAGCCGGCAAAAACAUUCAACAACACAAUCAUGGCUACAUUUUUAUUCUUCCCAAUUUUAUAUUUAUUUUUAUUUAUUUGCCUCAAUAUUUUUGAUAUUUCCUUCGAUUCAAUUGAAAUUUGACAAUGACGAGUUUGAAUUAAAUUUACAGUUGAUAAAGCACCAACCCUGUGCUUUUAGACAAGACAAAAGCAAAUGGGAAAGAAAAGUAGAGUUUGAAGGGGGGAAUGAAAAGGAAGGACCGAAAUUAAUUCCGAGACCAAAUGAGACUAAUUGUUAUUCAAUUGGUGGUAAAGUUACUGUUUAUAGUGAAUUUAAAGGAGAAUUCAGCAUUUAUUUGGAAUUGCGUAGCUCAGCAAAUAAAAAGGUAAAUGAAUUGCUAAUUGUAGGCUACAAAACAUAA
Molecule: messenger RNA, 1332 nt
Organism: Meloidogyne enterolobii
Lineage: Eukaryota; Metazoa; Nematoda; Chromadorea; Rhabditida; Meloidogynidae
Source: the annotation of a GenBank genome assembly